GGAGAGCGCGGGCUGGAGGGGGGGGGGCGUGGUCGGCGGGUGCAGAGACCGGGGGAGCUCGGUGUGGAGGGAGCGACCCGAAGCCACCGGCCGGGCUGCAGCCUCCGCCCGCACGGCGCCCCCCACCUCCCCCUUGCCGGGAGGGGGCUCGGUCCCUCUCGCAGGGGCCAUGGAUCCCAAGCGCCUCCCCAAGAGAGCUGCCCCGGACAGCAGGAUCUGCUCCCCUCCGCCCGGCUUAACAGCGGCCGGGCCCUGCUGCCCCGACUGCAGCCCCCCGUCGGCUGCCCACCGCCACGGGCUGUACUGCGGGGUGAUCCAGGCGUGCAAAGCCCCGUCCUCCGCGGCCAGCAACGCCGUCUACACGGUGCUGGUGGAAGAUGCCCUGCUGCGGCGGCGGCGGCGGAAAAGUAGCGAGGACGCGUCGGUGGCCAACGGGCUCGAGGGGAAGAGCCCUGGCAAGGGCCGUGUGAAGCAUUUGCAGAAGAGCUGUAAUGGCAAUGUGCUGCUUGAAGAAGCUGAGCCGAGGGGCCUGACGGACGCUCUGGUGCUGAAUGGCAGGAAGGUGGAUGAGCGGCCAGGCCCGCCUGCCCUGACCCACAGCCAGCUGGAGGGAUCGAACAAGGAGGCAGCACUGCGACUCCUCAGCGUGGGGCCGGAGCAGAGCCCCCCCCUGCAUUCGGCCUACAUCCCAGUGCCCAGGCAGAGAAAGCUGUCGGGCAAGGCGGGGAUAGAUGAGGUCAUGGCAGCCGCAGUUCUCACCAGCCUGUCCACUAGCCCUCUAGUGCUUGGCAACCCGCCUGGCACCCUCAGCCCAGAACCCAGCUGCGAGGCCUGGAAAGAGGGUCCCGCCAUGUCCUCCAGCUACAGCAGCAGUAGCAACAACAGCGGGGACUGGAGCUGGGACCUGCCGAGCGACCGCUCCACCCCUUCCACCCCGUCGCCACCGCUCUCCACCGACGUGGCCAAGAGCUUCCUGCCGGCCCCCCAGCUGGACGACGGCAUCGAGGAGACCGAAGCGACCCACUUCCUCUUUGGAGACCCCAUUCCCAGGAAGAGGAAGAACUCCACCAAGGUGAUGUUCAAGUGCUUGUGGAAAAGCUGUGGCAAGGUUCUGAGCAGCUCCUCGGGGAUGCAGAAGCACAUCCGAACCGUCCACCUCGGCCGGAAAGCCGACCUGGAUCAGAGUGACGGCGAGGAGGACUUUUACUACACGGAGCUGGACGUCAACGUGGACUCCCUGACGGAUGGACUGUCCAACCUGACCCCCGUCUCGCCCACUUCUUCAGUGCCCCCAGCCUUCCCUGUCCUGGAGGUGCAGCGAACCCCGCCGGUGCUGGUGAAGCCUGAGGACUCCAUGGAGUCUCCUCUGAGUCAUUCAGCUCCAACGAGCCUGUGCCAUGUCCACACCGACCAUGCCUAUCAGGGCUGCCUGACUGCGCUCCGCCCUGUUGGCGUGGGAGAGAAGCGGCCGCAGAUCCCUCACCCGCCCAUCACUGCAGCGCCCCCCUCUGUGCCAAAGCUGGCCGCGGGCACCAGGAAGCCCCGGGGCGAGGCCAAGAAGUGCCGCAAGGUGUACGGGAUGGAGAACCGGGACAUGUGGUGCACAGCCUGCCGGUGGAAGAAAGCUUGUCAGAGGUUCGUCGACUGAGCGCCUCCUGCCCCCCGCGCCUGGCCCUGCUGCCCGAGCCCCCGGGCCCCUCUGGCUCCAUUGGAACUUCCGAGCUCCGGAAAGUCAGCGUCAACGCUUCCUUCUUGCACGUUUUGCACUUCAGGUGCCUUCGAGCCCCGACCCCACCUCGUGGCCCCCAGGGAAUCAGCUGUGGCUAGCCGGAAACUGCCCCGGACUCAGGAAAAAGGAGCCCCUUGGCCUGCAAUUGCUCUGAGGAAUUGUAGGGCGGUGAUUCUAGGCGUGGGGGGGCGGGGGUUGAGGGGGGAAAGGAAGGGGCUGUCCUUGAAAAGGAAAAACUCAUUCCCCCUCCUCAAACCCCAUUGAUGCGACAUGGCUCCUGACGCCAUCUUACAUCAGGUUCCCUCCAGGAUCGGGCCCCUGAGAGCCAUUCGUCUGGCGCUGUAUUUUUGUUUUUUGCGGCGCCUCGUCCUGUCUCCUCCCCGCCAGCGUCGUGCUCUUGUCUCUUGGAAGCUUUACACUUUACGCACACGUACGCACGGAGCUUUUCUGAUCACUCUCUUUUGGAAAUAAGCUAUUUUCUCUUCCUUCACUACGUUCCUCUCCCCUCCCUCCCGCCGUCUGACUGCCUUCAGGGAUCUGGCAGAGCCAGGGAUGUCCAUGCGCUGGGAUCCAGCAGUGGGAGGCCAGUAUCAACCGCCAGCUCCGUCUCGCGCCAUGAGAAAGCAGGGGAGUGGACCUGGUACUGUGCUCGCACAGGAAGCCGCGAGCUCCUUUCCCUUCUGGUUUUUUCUUUGGAAUCUCGCUGACCACAGUUCGCCACCGAAAUGGACUUCAGACCAAGAAAAGGACCCAACCCGGCCUGCUGCUGCAGCCCGCUGGGAUGUGACGAGGUUCCGAGCAGCGGUUUUCUACCCUUCUUUUUUAUUUCUUGGUUUUAAAGUGCCACGUCCGAUCGGAGUCCUGACUCUGGUGGGCUAAAGCACCCAGCGUCCCUGGGGCAAGGGGGGACGGUGCUGUUUAUCUCCUCCAGGGAAUUCUUGAUUUUGGGAGGGUGGAGGGGGAGGGAGAUGGACUCAGCAACAGAUGCCUCAACUGUUUGAAGACACGUGUUUGGUCAGAUCUGUGAGCUCUGUGCCCGGGAUGGACACGGAGUGGGGGGAAAGCAGCGGUGGGGGUAACAGUGCCGAAGAAUAAGCUGUGCCUGGAAAAUGCGGCAUCUCUUGGCCGUCCUUUUCCGCGUGGAAAAUGUGGCUCUCUACCUGUCCCUCCCCCAGCCGCACCUGUUCUGUCGCCUCUCUGCGGGUGGAGCCCGGCUCCCCGGGUGCAGAGGGCAAAGACUGGGGACAUGUGUCCACCCAGGAUGAGGGAUUCAAGUGUUUUAGUUUUUUUUUUAUAAAGGAAAAAAAAAACCCGCUCCCGUGGCAACGAGAGCGCCCGGAAGUGCCUGCGUCAACACGCCCAUUUGCACUAAGCCAAACUGCACAAAGAGUUUUCUUUAUUCUUUUCUUUGUGUGUGUGUCUUUUUUGUUUUUUUUUUUUAAUAAAAUAUAUUAAAGGUCGUAUUUUAAAUAUUCCCUCCGUGGGCACACGAGAGAGAGAUGGAGAAAACCCUCAUCGCCUUGCUUUCCACAAGCAUGUCUCUAGAUUUGUUUCUGUAGAGGGACUAUAUUUCCCAGAAUCCUUUCUCUCUCCCAACACCCCCCAUCCCUUUGAACACCCUGUUCAUAAGCAAGCAGCACUGGUUGCUGGGAAAUGCAGUUUUCCCUUCACGCAUUUUUUUUGCGUGCCCUGCAGUCCUGACUGCAACAACCCGGACAACGUCUGGAUAGUUAAUGUCUGAGAUAAUCCCCUCCCCACCCCCCCAUCCAUUUGCUGGAUGCAAAGACGCGAGUCUCUGUGUGCGUGCGCGUGUGUGUGCGUGUGUUUACGAAGCCGUAUUUUGUAAGAUUGUUUUUUCAAUGUUUGUAGCCUGGCUCAAUUCUGUGUAAAUUGUUGUUGGGUUUUUUGUAAACAAAACCAAUUGUCUGUGCACCAAGUGGUCUGACUAAGGUGGAUUUGAAUGGAAAAAGCUCCCUGUUAUGAAUGUAUAAUGAAUACUCCUCGGCUGCCUUUUGUGCCUGAGCAGUACGGUCUGUGCCAGGGGAAAUACUCCAGUUAUGGUCCUCGGCAGGGUGCUUCGGCAGGUGGCUAAUUUAAGUACGUAAGUGGUGCAAAGGAGAUCACAGAAAUCCCGCGUAUGCCCACGGUGUAGGUGGGACUUGGGUGGUGUCCAAACAGCCACUCUUGCUUAAACUUGUGCACCUGCAGAGACUUGUUGUACAACCCGGGGAGGCAGGUUUCCGCUUCUCUUCCUAGGGCGGCCACGCACUUGGGCUGUGACUCAAGCUGGCGGAGUGAUAAUCGCGAGGACGAGGCUUUUGAGAGUAACUCGCAAUUUUUGGGCAUCCGACCAGAGCUCCCUUCCUGGGCCCUGAUUUUCAACACUGAAAACACAGGCCCCUCUUAAGGUAGCUCACGUUGGGCCCCUGGCCUUUCUAGGCUUUGAAUAAUUUUCAUAAUGGGCUCUCUAUUGGUAUUUUAAUGAGAAAUGAUUUGACAGUUUCCCUUUGGGCACAAUCCAUUUUGCCUCGCCAGGGCAGGUGAUGAGGGCUUUUUCACACUCAUGACACAGGUUAUAUUCCCCUUUUGAAUACCCCCACGCGCCCCAUCUGUCCAUCCCGCUUGUCCCCCUUUUCCCCCCCGCUUGUAAGUUGAUCCUGGCCACUAGCCCUUGAUGCUAGGCUGUGGGUGAAUCAUUGACCAAUUAAAUUGUGGGAACUUUGUGUAAUUUUCAAAAAUGUUUGCUCUCCCCUCCCCUGUCCCCAGGCUUGCUCUGUGCUCUUGGCAGGUCUCUGCGCUUUCUGCCCUGCUGUGGAACUGGGCCAGUGCCAUGUGCCAGGCAUGAAUUGGGUCAUUCAUGGUGGCACUGAGCGCCCAGUGGCAAAGGCCCUGCCGAAACGCCAAGCAUCUCGAGGUCUCUUGGAACAGACCGAAGUGAAGGGACUUUGCCACCUUCUGCCUGGGGCCGCAAUGCCUGGAGGCUGCUCUGUCGCCCAGGGCACCGCCUCCCUUCUGUGCAGUCUGAGGCCUGUCCCUGUCGCGGACUGUGCUUUCAAAGCUGCCAACCGCAUGCUUGCUUCAGCAGGUUGAUUGUUUCCAGCGAGGUGACGGCUUGGCCUGGCAUAGUGCCAGGCUGGGAAUGGGCCUUUUGUAACCAGGGAGGGUGGUCUGAUGGGGGGCACUGAUCCAGGUUGUUUUCCUGCCACACCCACGGACUUGCAUGGCUUUGGGCAAUUAACAUGGGGCUUGAUCCUCCUGCAUCUGUUGCAGUAGGAGCAGGAUACAGUGCACCUCACCCCUGUGUAAAACAAGGAUAAUGCUGGCCUACCUCCAGGGGACAACAUGAGACUUAAUUCACAGAUGGGUGUAUGGUGCUUGGAGACUUGGCUAGGAGUGAUGGCAGGCUAGUGUGUGUUUGUAACUAAGGUGUGAGGAAGGGAGCUUGGGCCAGUUGUGUAUUGGUGUGAAUGCUCCUGGGCAGGGGGAGCUCCUGAAUGUGAAAGGUACUGGGAGUCAGGGCCCUAGUUUGGGAGUGUUAGUUUCAUGUAUCUGGCUGGGAAGUGACCCUAAUCCUGUCUCCAUGGAGGAACUCUAUGCCCUGGUUGCCAUCCUGCAAGGAUUUGGGGUGUAGCAAUCACCUGCACAAACCUGCCCUGUUUGGAUGUGUUUAAAACCAACAGCCACCCCUCCACCCCCAAGCAGUAAUAUAACUCUGAUUAGUCCUAAACACAGGAAGAAAACAGUGGUGGGAGGGGUGUGAGGUGGGAGUACCUAGCCCAGUGAUUCCUGGCCUGCUGUUGGUGUGGAGGGGUGACUGUGGGUAGGGGGUGAGCUGUAGGAAUUCCUAGCCUAGUGAUGCUACAUGUGAUCAAACUGUGUUUUGGGUUUUCAGUUUAUUUUUUAAGUAAAAACCAAUAAUCCUGAGAAUUUUUUAAAGCAUUUUAAUGGUUCUCUGAACGUUCAGUGGUAUUUUCCCGUUGUUGAAAAAGGUUGCCAAAAACUCGGUUGGAAGUUUUGCUGGUUCUGCUGUCCAACAGUCUGAGGGUAGGGCUGGGAAAGUCUGAUUUCAGCAUUGCCGCCAUCUUUUACUGCCCCUGAAGGCUUCCCCAAGAUGGCCAGAGAGACUUCAAUGGCUGCAGCUCCCUCCUGGUUGCUCAGCUGUUGCUGUCCAUGGUUCUUUUCAGGCUCUGCUCAUAGCAGUUUGGUCUGGUCAUUCUUGAUCUCCUGACUCAGACCACGUGGAGAGGGGGCAGUGGCUCAUAGAGGUAGCGUUAUGGUGGCUUUGUAACGGGGCCUCUGACAAGCCAUGGGCCUACGCUGGAUCCUUCCAGGGGAGAGGGGUUGAUAUGCAACCCCAGAUCCAGCUGGUGCCAGCUGUAUUUCUCAGCUGAUCGGGGGUCGUGCAGGAUCAUAGGAAUCUCCCGCCACUUCCAGCAUUUCAAAGCCCUUCUGAGAAUUCAGCAGGGUUAAACCUUCCCCUAAUUUAUCCCCAGCUGGAAUGCCUGGCCAGGUGCCUCCUUGGCCAGCUCCGGUGCUCAGACUUAGAGCAAGGUGAUGUGGGGCGUGGCGCAGCGGGCCCCAUGCUGUGGGGCAGUGAGAGCUCUUGGUGCCAUGGAGGGCAGUAUCCCAGCACGGUUCUAUAGACCGGAGCUCAGCUGCCCGUGCUUUUAGGACAGAUCAUUCUGAGCUCUGCUGUUCUGGGCUAUUUUCCUCCUAAAACCUUUUUCCUCCCUCUCAAGCUCCAGGGGUCCAUAUUUGCCCCUUGCUCCACCAUUACUGAGCUUCCCAGCCACUCAGAGCUACGGGAUCCUGCAGAACCCGCUAUCUCUGGGGGAGCACCAAGGGGAGGCUGGAGGGUCACAUGCCCCAGGCUUCUCUCAGGGUAGAACACUGCAUGGCAUAGCGAGGACCUGCUAGCACUAACCCUUGUCCACUGCCAGGGGCACGGGUUUGAAGCUGGUGCUGGUCUGUAGUCACCAGAAGUCUCCGAGGGCUGGCCAGUGGCCUGGGACCCGAGUCUGGUUCCUGGUGAUUAGUGUCCCAUAGGGUUGGAGGGGACUGCAGAGUCUAACCCUCUGCAAAUGCGGGCAGCUUACCCCGUGGCCAGGACCCAAACAAGCAUGGAAACGGUGCCCCCACCCUCAGGGUUGAGCUCUAUUGUGGGGGAGGGGUGGGGUGUGAAGGGACAUGUGCCCUGCCUGUGGUGUGCCAAUUCUGAGGGUAAAUCAGGGAGUUCGGGGCCUGGGGCUGGCCCUGCUCAUUAGCACACAACUCACUUUUAUUAAGAAAGCGAAUUUGCACUGUGAUUUCCCCAGGCAAAUGAUUGGGGGAGGGGAGUGGUGCGCCUCUUGCAGCCGCGGGAAAAGCGGAGAACCGUAAUCCCAGGGAAGGGGCUGCCCAAACAGCAGGGUUGGUGCUGCUGGCACCACUGGGUCUGGUGCGUUAAUGACCAUUUCAUUGCUUUCUUCAGCAUGUUAAUCCCCUUUUGCUGUAAGAUUUCCCCACGAAUUCCCAGGGCCUCCUCUUGUAGGGCUCAGUUCCUGCUUUCCCAGCCCUGUGGAAGCAGGGCGAGAUCCCAGCAGUGCCCUGGGUGACAGCUCUGCACCUGAGGAUUUCUCCUGGUGGGAGUUCAGGGGAGCUUGUCUGGGCCUCGGGCUGGUUCUGGUGGGAUUGCAGUCCUAGUGCGUGGCGGGUCUCAGCGAUACGACAAUCCUACAUCCCCAGAUGCUGGCCAGUGGCUCAGAAGCAGCAGACUCCAUCUCUGCUGGUGUCUUUUAAAGGUCCAACAGGCACGUCCACUGGAAAUAGUAUUUCAGGAGAAGUGGCAGAAACGUAGCCCAAAGCUAAUGUACUGAGCAUGGGAAUGGCCUGCAGUGGGCAGGUCGGCCCCGGCUGGAGGGAGUGGGGGCAUCCCAUGGCUGCUGAUUGUGCUCCAAAGCUGUAAAGCAGAGAAGAGUCUCUUCCCUACCGAGUGGGGAAAACCCCUCUGGUUUGCUGUGCAGGGGGCUGAGCCCGUGGUUUCCCUGGCUCCUUGCGUGCAGCCUCUGAUGGGUGUCAAGUGGCGAUGGGGCCCUGCUGGCAGGGCGAUGGUUGCGAUGGGGGAUUGGGCUGUGACACGCAGCUGGCUGGAAUUGCUCUCAGCUCCAGGUUGUUGCAGCACCAGUGGGGUCCCUGCACUGGUAGGGUUGGUGCAGGUGGCUGCCCAAGGAAUCCUGGUGGCCUUUUUCCUUUCUCUGGCUGCACUUGGUACAAACAAGCUUGAGGCCGCAGAACAGAGCUGGCAACACUACCUUUACCUGGCCGUGACAAGGGCAAGUGACUGAGGUUGCUGAGCCUUCAUGGUUUUGAACGGCUUUGGCUGGUAGUGCCACCCUUGCCCCAGAGAUUGGCUACCAGCUCCCUGCCCUGCUGGGCCCCUUCACCAAUUCUAGCCUCGCUGCUGCUGCUCAUAGAGGUGUCGCCUCGGGCUUUGUGCAACGGGAGAAGGUAACUGGUUGCAGUGAGUGGCGUGUGCAUGCGUGUGGUCUCCUAGUGCAAUGGACACGUUCUUUGAGGAUUAAAGCCAGAUGAACAGGGAAAGCACAAGAAAUAUCUGGGUGGACCAAAGAUGCGCUACACCCUAGCCACACUCUGAACUCCCGCAUGCCCUCCGUACAGGCAGUCACAAUUCAGGGGAAUUGAGCCACCCCCUCCCCGGAGGUGAAUUUAGCUCUGACCUGUAAACUGCUGGCCAUCAGGCAAUGAAUGUAGCUUGUUUGUUUCCCAGGGCUGUGUGAUGUUACACAUUUCUCUGACCUUGUGGGACUCUGACAGGUUCAUGCACUAGGGAUCUUUGUAGGUACUGAUGCUUUCUGCAGCUGCACUGAAGCAGGGUUGCGAUGGGGGUCCCUCUGCUUGGAUUUCCUGGCCCGCGCGGUCCCUCUAGGAACCUGAGAUCCUGGCUAAUAACACAAAGCUUGGGCAGGAGUAGUUGUCGGACCAGCUCUUGUCGUCUACCCUGUCCACUGAUGAUUACCGGUACUGAGCCUCUGCAUUGCAAACUAGCCCCGGUGCCCUGGCAGAAAGCCGCUCUUCGGUGGAAGAAUGCACCGGCACUUCCUUCCAAAGAGGGCAAAGUGUAUCGCAAAGAGGGGGUGAGGCACCACAUGCCAGGUCCCCCGCUGCCCCACUGGUGAAGGGGAAGGUUUUGGUCAUGCACUUUGUAGGAGCCCUGCAGCCUAGGCAGUCCUCAUUUGAGCUGUUCAGACUGGAGGAAAAAGCAAAGAUGAAGAACGUGAGCGGGUGUAGUCAGAGCCUGCGCUCCUACCACUGGUGAGGCUCCUGCUCACGUCAAUCAGGACCAGAGCUGGGGGACGUGCACUAGGCUGGGCUCAGUUGGUGGGGAAGACGGUAAGAGGCCAUGCCAUCUCUCCUGCAACUGCACAAACCGGCCCAGCUUGCUGGCUCCAUGCAGACUGAGACGAAGAGGAAGCAUGGACUUUGGGGAUCCCAGGCUAGGUCGGGGAAAAGUAACGAAGCCAAACAGCGUUUUGAAAAGGAAAAUCAAUGUGUAAAAGGGUGUUUGUAAAUGGCAAUUAAAAAACAAAACAGAACGAGUGGAACCAGCCUUGAAUUACCUGGGCUAGAAUGUACAAAGCCCACCCAGGGAAUUGCACUCUGACCCGGGAUUGUGGCUCUUCCUGGCAGGAGCAGGGAGGGGUGUGGCUGGAGCGGGCACUGCUGGGGUUGCCCCUUUUUAAAAUUUUCUUCCAGGAUUUUGCAAGGGGAAUUUGGGCCGAUGCUAUUUGUCGCACGUGUGCUUCGCUCAGGUCCCUCUUGUGCCCAGAAUCAUGUGCCCAUGAAAGGGAGGGUUUGUCAGACACACAAGAAAAAUAAAAGAUUUUUGUUUUUCAG
Dermochelys coriacea (leatherback sea turtle) is the source of this 9622-nucleotide messenger RNA. RefSeq names its product SLC2A4 regulator (gene SLC2A4RG). The transcript has 8 exons. The record is from RefSeq and is a predicted model, not a curated record. Bases 170 to 1648 code for a protein of 492 amino acids. Gene Ontology annotation, biological process: regulation of transcription by RNA polymerase II. Gene Ontology annotation, cellular component: nucleus. NCBI's taxonomy places the organism in Eukaryota, Metazoa, Chordata, Testudines, Dermochelyidae. Gene Ontology annotation, molecular function: DNA-binding transcription factor activity; RNA polymerase II cis-regulatory region sequence-specific DNA binding.